Cuscuta campestris is the source of this 2049-nucleotide messenger RNA. The record is from the annotation of a GenBank genome assembly. Lineage: Eukaryota; Viridiplantae; Streptophyta; Magnoliopsida; Solanales; Convolvulaceae.
CAUGAUCACUAAAUAGAAUGUCGAGACGAUCUUCAGCAGUAAUGCUAAAAAAUUAUCCUUUGUCUCUCUCAUCUAUACACAAGAAAGUGAGAAACGAUAGUACGUACCUCAUGUGCAUCUCACUGACAACACCAAGACUUUCCAAUUCAAAAUAAAUGUACAUCUUUUUAGUGUAAUGUUGAUGUAUGAUGAUUUAUUUAUUUUCCUUCGCCACUUGACAGAGGCAAACCAAGUUAGUCCAGGAUGAGAAUCAGCUUCUGGAGAAUAUUCUGAGGUCCUUACUCCAAGAAUUAGUGACUUCUGCAGUACAGUCAGGGCAGAAAAUCAUGCUGUAUGGGCAAUCAAUUGAUGAAGAUGAAACUGUGCAGGGUCAAAUCCCGCGCCUUCUGGACAUUGUGCUAUAUCUUUCUGAGAAAGAGCAUAUUGAAGGUGGUAUGAUAUUUCAGCUUUUAGAAGAUUUGACAGAAAUGUCCACAAUGAGAAAUUGUGAAGACAUAUUUGGGUACAUUGAGAGUAAACAAGAUGUAUUGGGAAAGCCAGAACUAUUUGCACGAGGAAAACUUGUGAUGUUAAGAACGUGUAAUCAACUUCUCCGUCGACUGUCAAAGGCAAAUGAUGUUGUGUUCUGUGGAAGAAUCAUCAUGUUCCUUGCACACUUUUUUCCACUAUCUGAACGCUCUGCUGUUAAUAUAAAGGGAGUAUUCAAUACAUCAAAUGAAACAAAGUAUGAGAAAGAACCUCCUGAAGGUCUUUCAAUUGAUUUCAACUUCUACAAAACCUUUUGGAGUUUACAGGAGUACUUUUGCAACCCGCCAUCUCUAUCUGUUGCCCCCUCCAAGUGGCAUAAAUUUACUGCCAGUUUAAUGGUGGUUCUUAAUACAUUUGAGGCUCAGCCUAUAAGUGAUGAAGAGGGAAAUGCGAAUUACCUUGAGGAUGAGGCAGCAGCAUUCAACAUAAAAUAUCUUACUAGCAGUAAGCUGAUGGGUCUUGAGUUGAAGGAUCCCAGUUUCCGACGUCACAUUCUAGUUCAAUGCCUCAUUCUGUUUGAUUAUCUUAAGGCUCCAGGGAAAAGUGAUAAAGAAUUUCCAUCUGAAGUUAUGAAAGAAGAAAUAAAGACUUGUGAAGAGCGGGUGAAGAAGCUUCUUGAAAUUACUCCACCUAAAGGAAAAGAAUUUCUUCAGUCCAUAGAGCUUAUUCUAGAGCGUGAAAGGAACUGGGUUUGGUGGAAACGUGAUGGUUGCCCUCCAUUUGAAAAGCAACAAAUUGAGAAAAACCUAGGUCAAGGAGUGCAAAAGAAACGCCGACAGAGGUGGAGGCUUGGAAAUAAAGAACUCUCUCAAUUAUGGAAAUGGGCCGAUCAGAAUCCGAAUGCUUUAACUGAUCCUCUACGUGUGCGCACUCCUGACAUCUUAGACUACUGGAAGCCCUUGGCUGAAGAUAUGGAUGAUUCUGCUGGAAUUGAAGCCGAAUAUCAUCACAAAAAUAAUAGGGUUUAUUGUUGGAAAGGUCUCCGGUUUUCUGCUAGACAAGAUCUGGAAGGAUUUUCUCGAUUCACAGAAUAUGGAAUCGAGGGUGUCGUACCUAUGGAACUAUUGCCUCCUGAGGUAAGGUCAAAAUAUCAAGGGAAACCGAUCGACAAGUCUAAGCGGGCCAAGGAGGAAACAAAAACUUCAGUGCAACAAGCAGAAGGAAAUCAGGCAACAAUACCAACUGGGGAGGUAGGCGCUGAGGGAAGCAGACCUGAGCUGGAAACCUCAUCCAGUGCUCCAAUGGACACAUAUACUGCUGGGAACAUUUCUCAAAGCGGACCACCAACUCCAGAUGAAAACCAGAAGGAAAGCUCUGAAACAGAUGGUCCGGAAGCUGGGCAAAUGGAAGCUGAUGCAGAAACACCACAAAUGGAAGCUGAUGUGGAACUACCGCAGAUGGAAGGUGACGUUGGAACAGAGGCAGGAACCGAAACAGGCGAUGCAGAUGGCUGAUUAAUACAUGCGAGGUGAGCACUUGACAGUAGAAGCUAUAUCCCUGCAAUGAAACUUCUUUUCAAAU